This is a messenger RNA of Staurois parvus, 564 nucleotides long. The record is from the annotation of a GenBank genome assembly. NCBI's taxonomy places the organism in Eukaryota, Metazoa, Chordata, Amphibia, Anura, Ranidae.
ACUCCGCGGAAGUGGGAGCGGGUACCUGUCAAAUUCAGGUCUGCAGUCUUACUCUGGUCAUUCCCUGCACUGUGUCCGCAGUCUCUGGUCAUCCCCCUGCACUGUGUCCGCAGUCUCUGGUCAUCCCCCUGCACUGUGUCCGCAGUCUCUGGUCAUACCCCUGCACUGUGUCCGCAGUCUCUGGUCAUCCCCUGCACUGUGUCCGCAGUCUCUGGUCAUCCCCUGCACUGUGUCCGCAGUCUCUGGUCAUCCCCUGCACUGUGUCCGCAGUUCUCUGGUCAUCUCCUGUACUGUGUCCGCAGUCUCUGGUCAUCCCCUGUACUGUGUCCGCAGUCUCUGGUCAUCUCCUGUACUGUGUCCGCAGUCUCUGGUCAUCUCCUGUACUGUGUCCGCAGUCUCUGGUCAUCUCUUGUACUAUGUCUGCAGUCUCUGGUCAUCUCCUGUACUGUGUCCGCAGUCUCUGGUCAUCUCCUGUACUGUGUCCGCAGUCUCUGGUCAUCCCUGCACUGUGUCCGCAGUCUCUGGUCAUCUCCUGUACUGUGUCCGCAGUCUCUGGUCAUCCCC